Molecule: messenger RNA, 4626 nt
Organism: Cyanistes caeruleus (blue tit)
Lineage: Eukaryota; Metazoa; Chordata; Aves; Passeriformes; Paridae
Source: RefSeq, a predicted model, not a curated record
CACUACUGGGAUUAGAUGUUUUAGGUGCCUUUGUUGACAGACUAUCAGGACGCUUUAAACCCUAUAUAGGAACUGUUCUCCUGCCUUUGAUAGAUCGUAUGGGAGAUGCCAAAGACCAAGUGCGAGAGCAAGCACAGAAUCUUAUAUUGAAAUUGAUGUGUGAAGCAGCACCACCCAUGUACAUUUGGGAACGCCUUGCUGUUGGUUUUAAACACAAGAAUUACCGAUCCCGAGAAGGAGUGUGUUUGUGUCUUGUUGCUACCUUAAACAUUUAUGGUGCGCACCCAUUAAUCCUCAGCAAGUUGGUACCACAUCUGUGUAUAGCAUUUGGUGACUCCAACAGUCAGGUGAGAGAUGCUGCCAUACUAGCCAUUGUAGAGGUUUACAGACAUGUGGGAGAGAAAGUACGAAUAGAUCUUACAAAAAGAGGAAUUCCUCCUGGAAGGUUGCAAACAAUCUUUGCAAAAUUUGAUGAAAUAAGAAACUCUGACAAUAUGAUUUUAAGUAACGUCAGUGACAAAAGCUUUGAUGAUGAAGAGUCAGUGGAUGGAAAUAGGCCAUCAUCAGCUGCUUCAGCCUUCAAGGUUCCGGCACCUAAAAAGCCAGGAAAUCCUUCAAACAGUGCAAGAAAGCCAGGAUCAGCUGGUGGGCCUAAGGUUGGAGGUUCCUCUAAAGAAGGAGGAGCUGGAGCUGUGGAUGAAGAUGAUUUUAUUAAGGCAUUUACAGAUGUUCCUACUGUACAGAUCUAUUCUAGUCGAGAACUUGAAGAAACGUUGAACAAAAUCAGGGAAAUUCUCUCAGAUGACAAACAUGAUUGGGAUCAGCGAACUAAUGCGCUGAAGAAGGUUCGGUCCUUGCUUGUUGCUGGAGCUGCGCAGUACGAUGGGUUUUUCCAGCAUUUACGGCUGUUGGAUGGUGCUUUCAAGCUGUCAGCCAAGGACCUCAGAUCCCAGGUGGUUAGAGAAGCCUGCAUUACUGUAGCCCACCUUUCAACUGUUCUGGGAAACAAGUUUGACCAUGGCGCUGAAGCAAUUGUGCCUACUCUUUUUAACCUGGUUCCCAACAGCGCCAAAGUGAUGGCAACGUCUGGGUGCGCAGCCAUCAGGUUCAUUAUUCGGCAUACUCAUGUGCCACGACUUAUACCUUUAAUAACAAGCAACUGUACCUCAAAAUCAGUUGCAGUUAGAAGGCGCUCCUUUGAAUUUUUAGACCUGUUAUUACAAGAGUGGCAAACGCAUUCACUGGAAAGGCAUGCAGCUGUCUUGGUUGAAACAAUCAAGAAGGGCAUUCAUGAUGCUGAUGCAGAGGCAAGAGUGGAGGCAAGAAAGGCUUAUCUGGGUCUUAGAAAUCACUUUCCUAGUGAAGCUGAGACUCUCUACAAUUCUCUGGAGCCCCCCUAUCAAAGAAGCCUUCAGACCUACUUGAAGAAUUCUGGCAGUAUAGCAUCUCUCCCUCAGUCAGACAGGUCAUCUUCUAGCUCACAGGAGAGCCUCAAUCGGCCUCUAUCAUCUAAAUGGUCUGCAGCCAGCCCAGCAAGUCUUGCAGGCAGAGUUUCAGGCAGCAGCAAGGGCGUCCCAAGCCCGGGCACGCUGCAGAGGUCUCGCAGUGACAUUGACGUGAAUGCUGCCGCAGGUGCAAAGGCCCGCCACGCUGCUGGGCAGACAGCUGGAGCCGGGCGCCUCUCAGCAGCCGGGCUCCCCCCGGGGUCCUACGCCUCCCUAGAGGAUACUUCUGACAAGAUGGAUGGAACAGCUUCUGAAGAUGGUCGUAUACGAUCAAAGCUGUCGACCCCUUCUGUUGGUAUUGGAAAUUCUAAAACAGAUUCCAGAGGACGGAGUAGAACCAAAGUGGUGUCACAAUCUCAGCCUGGCAGUAGAUCUGGGUCCCCCGGAAGAGUUCUGACAACAACCACACUUUCCACUAUGAGCACAGGAGUUCAGAGAGUGUUGGUGAAUCCUGCAGCUGCACAAAAACGGAGCAAAAUCCCGCGAAGUCAGGGAUGUAGUAGAGAAGCUAGUCCUUCUAGGUUGUCAGUAGCGCGAGGCAGCCGCAUUCCUCGGCCUAGUGUGAGUCAGGGCUGCAGCAGGGAGGCCAGCCGUGAAAGUAGCAGGGACACGAGCCCUGUCCGCUCUUUCCCACCCCUCGCUUCCAGACAUCACUCCAGAUCCACCGGUGCCCUCUACGCUCCUGAUACUUAUGGGGCCACAGGUACUGGCUUUGGAAUUAGUCAGUCGAGUAGAUUGUCGUCAUCAGUCAGCGCUAUGCGAGUUCUGAAUACAGGUUCUGACGUGGAAGAGGCAGUAGCAGAUGCUUUGAAGAAGCCCGUGCGGAGGAGAUACGAAUCCUAUGGGAUGUACUCAGACGAUGAUGCCAACAGCGAUGCGUCAAGUGCCUGUUCAGAAAGGUCCUAUAGCUCCAGGAAUGGGAGCAUACCGACGUACAUGAGGCAGACAGAGGACGUGGCUGAAGUCCUGAACCGCUGUGCCAGCACCAACUGGUCAGAGAGGAAAGAAGGCCUUCUAGGCCUGCAGAACUUACUAAAGAACCAGAGAACUCUAAGUCGUGUUGAGUUGAAAAGAUUGUGUGAGAUCUUCACAAGAAUGUUUGCUGAUCCUCACAGUAAGAGAGUGUUCAGUAUGUUUUUGGAGACACUGGUCGACUUCAUCCAGGUCCAUAAAGAAGAUCUGCAGGACUGGCUGUUUGUACUGCUGACACAGCUGUUGAAAAAAAUGGGUGCUGAUUUGCUUGGGUCGGUACAAGCAAAAGUUCAGAAGGCACUUGAUGUCACAAGGGAAUCUUUUCCAAAUGACCUCCAGUUCAGUAUUUUAAUGAGAUUUACUGUUGACCAGACCCAAACACCUAGUCUGAAGGUCAAAGUUGCAAUCCUAAAAUAUAUAGAAACUCUUGCGCAGCAGAUGGAUCCAGGAGACUUUGUAAAUUCAAGUGAAACUAGGUUAGCAGUGUCUCGAAUCAUCACCUGGACCACAGAACCUAAAAGCUCAGAUGUUAGGAAGGCUGCACAGUCAGUGCUGAUUUCCCUUUUUGAACUCAACACUCCAGAGUUUACAAUGCUAUUGGGUGCUUUACCAAAAACAUUUCAGGAUGGAGCCACAAAGCUUCUCCAUAAUCAUCUCCGGAAUACAGGCAACAGUGGUCAGGGAUCAAUGGGAAGUCCUUUAACAAGACCUACUCCACGCUCCCCAGCAAGCUGGUCAAGUCCUCUCACUUCCCCAACCAAUACAUCACAGAACACUUUGUCACCAAGUGCAUUUGACUAUGACACUGAAAACAUGAAUUCUGAAGAUAGUUUUCGUAGUCAGGAAGAUAUGAAUGAGCCUGUAAAACGAGAUGCUAAAAAAGAUGAUGGCGACUCGAUUUGCAGUGCUUCUGGAAUAGUGGACAUGCGAGCAGGAAGUGGCGUGAGCGAUACAGGUCGGACAGCUCUGGAUAACAAAACAUCAUUACUCAACACAAUGCCUCCCCACUCCUCACCACGUGCACGAGAUUACAACCCAUACAAUUAUUCUGAUGGUAUUAGUCCAUUUAAUAAAUCUGCUUUGAAAGAAGCCAUGUUUGAUGAUGAUGCAGAGCAGUUUCCUGAUGAGCCCCCCAUGGACCAUUCUGAUCUGGUUGCAGAGCUACUAAAAGAGUUAUCAAACCAUAAUGAAAGAGUUGAAGAAAGAAAGGCUGCCCUGUAUGAGCUCAUGAAGUUAACUCAGGAAGAGUCUUUUGGUGUUUGGGAUGAGCACUUCAAAACAAUACUACUUCUGCUGCUUGAAACACUUGGAGAUAAAGAGCAUGCAAUUAGAGCUUUGGCACUGAAAGUUCUGAGAGAAAUUCUAAGAAACCAGCCAGCAAGGUUUAAGAAUUAUGCAGAGCUCACAAUCAUGAAGACAUUAGAAGCGCAUAAAGAUCCUCAUAAGGAGGUGGUGAGAUCUGCUGAAGAAGCUGCUUCCAUGCUGGCCACUUCCAUUAGCCCAGAUCAGUGCAUCAAAGUUCUCUGUCCAAUUAUCCAAACUGCAGAUUACCCCAUUAAUCUGGCUGCAAUCAAAAUGCAGACAAAAGUUAUAGAAAGAGUAUCUAAAGAAACCCUUACUCAGCUUUUACCAGAGAUUGUGCCAGGUCUAAUACAGGGUUAUGAUAAUUCAGAGAGCAGCGUUCGUAAGGCAUGUGUUUUCUGCCUUGUAGCCAUUCAUGCAGUAAUUGGUGAUGAACUAAAACCACAUCUCAGUCAACUCACUGGCAGUAAAAUGAAAUUAUUGAACCUUUACAUCAAACGUGCACAAACAGGCUCUGGAGCAGGGGAUACAGCAGCAGAUAUGUCUGGACAAAGCUAAUGAAGCUGACAAGAGUUAACCAGGUCUCCUAAAGCAAGGGCAAGGCCCUCUUCAGUGAAAGGAAAAUCCUUACAUGCAACUUCUGGAACUUUAUUCUUGUUUUGGGGUUUUUUUUCCCCUUUCUUUUGUUUUGUUUUUAUUGUUUGGGGUUUUGUUGGUUUUUUUUUUCUUUAACCAAUGGCUGUCCUCAGCCUGCAUGAGACUGAUGCAAUAGAAUUAUUCCAAAUCUAAGGAAAAGCAGUAUUAACAUCAGUUGAUCAAAGCAGAAUAAAAUUUCAAAAUAAUCUUA